AUCUAUAUCUCAACCCAUACCACGAGACUCUAUUUUACAGAGUCGAAAAUUCUUGUGAUCGGACAUGAACGUUCGCGUAGAUGUACGCGUACGUUCGCGCAAGAAGAAAAAGCUAGAACCCUUAGGGAAGGUGGAAGGCUUCCAUAAUGGAAUGCCUCCAGCCUCUUUUUCUGUUGAAGAGGACGACAUACUAGCCAGCUCUCUCAAGUACGCUGCAGUUGGGAGGUCUCAAUCCAAGCUCUCGCCACUAGGGAUGAAGGCCUUCUUGUUGAAAGGAAGGUUCAGGGGUGGCUUCAGAAUAAGGAGGCUCUCGGAUAAGGAACUUUUGUUCAUUUUCAAAGAGGAGGCUGAUUAUACAAGGUUUAUGCAGAAACGAAUCUGGUACGUGGGCAAAACUCUUCUCUUUGUUUCCAAAUGGACUAAAAACUUUUGCAAUGACUGGGAUUGCCCUGUUGUUCCUAUUUGGGUUACCUUCAAACAACUGCCCCUACAUUUUAUCCACUACCGAGCACUUUUUACUCUGGCAUCAACCCUUGGUAGACCUAUUCAGCUAGAUGCUUCAACAUCCAUUAUGGAUAAAAGUCUAGAUGCUAGAGUCCUUAUUGAAAGAGAUGUCAGUAUUCCUCUUCCUCAAUCUGUUCAUCUAAGAAUUGGGGACAAAGACCAUUCUAUACACUAUUUUUUUGAAAAUCCCCCCAUGUUCUGCAACAAGUGCAAAAGGCUAGGGCACAACUGCUUCAUCUCUACACCCACCAGAAAUUCCUUCUCCGGGAAGGAAAAUUGCACAGGGCAGGAGAAGGGGAAGCAAAUAGGGCCCCACCAAUGGGUCUUAGCCAAGGGAAAGAAAAAAUCAUUCAAUAAUCAAAAUAGCAACAGUCAAUUACAACAGUCCAGAAAAAUGUGGGUCAGGAAGAAAACUCAAACAAUUGAUGUCUCCUCUCAGAAUCCUUUUAGUCUUCUGGAACAGCCCAUGGACCAGCCUACGGUUCAAAUUUUGCCAUCCAAUUACCAGUUGUACAAUUCACAUACAAGUACACAUGGGCAGCUGACACGCAUGGACCCACUUCUAGGGCAACUCCUUGGGGAUGCUCAAGUCCCUGCAAACAACAAUAACAAGACAAAUGAUAUCUUCCCAUCCUUCUCUGAAGCUAAGGAGUAUGCUAAUAAGAUGGAUAAGAAAAAACAGACAGAUGAAGACAAUCACUCUCAUAAGGGAGCCUGUCAAACAUUCACAGAGGAAGGCCCUCAUUACAGGACCGCUGAUCAAGGGUUAAGUCUUCUUCUACAAUAUUCAGAACCCAAUUCUCCUAGUAUCCAAGAUCGAGACUGUGAUUUUGGAUACCAUUCAGAAGAAGAAGUUAGUGUGUUUUUAGACAACUCAAAGCUGGAACCUAGAAGCUUUAGAACCCCUGAACAGAAAUCCUUAUGUGUCUCAGUCCCUAAAGCCUUUAAAAAGAGAAAGCACUUUGACAUCCCCACUAUGGUUACCAGGAGGGUAGAAAGAAGACAAUUGUGGGAAGACCUUAUCUCUAAUGCCAUCUAUGAUCACAUUUGGAUAGUUGGUGGAGACUUUAACACUAUCUUAUCUGUGGAUGAACACAAGGGCUCAACAUCCCCCAAUCUGGCAGAUAUCAGGGAAUUCAAGGACUGUCUUGAAGCCAUACCACUCCUCAAUACACAUACUACUGGUGGUACUUACACAUGGGAUGGGGUGAGGAGCAGAGGCAGGGUUUGGAGAAGGCUUGACAGAGCUCUUGCCAAUGAGAAAGCUCUUACUUUCUUCAAUGAUAUCUUCUCUCAUAUGUGCAGCAAAACAACCUCAGAUCACAAACCUAUUGUGCUACAGUGUGCCAUGGAGUCAUUUAAGAGAGCCAAACCUUUCAGAUUCCAGAAUUUUUGGGUCAAUCACUCAACCUUUUUAAAGGUGGUUAAUGAUCAUUGGUCCACAUUCCCCACGCAGGGUGGGAUGAGAGGGUUGGCUUCCAAACUUCAGGCUCUAAAAACCAUUCUCAGAAACUGGAGCAAGAGUACUUUUGGUGACAUCUUUGAAGAAUUGAAGAAAGCAGAAACCAAUGCACAGAGGGCACAGGAAGCCUAUGAGACUAAUCCGGAGGACCCUACUCUUAGAAGCACAGCAAAUGAGGCUUAUGCUAAGCUAAUAGAGGCCACUAAUAGAGAAACUACUUUUUGGAAGCAAAAGGCCAACCUACACUGGCUUGAACAUGGUGACCAGAACUCCUCCUUCUUCCACUCUUUUGUCAAAGGUAGGAGAACAAACCUUAAGAUCAGGGCAAUUAGAGAUAUAGAUGGCAAGCUCAUUGAGACAGAGGAUGGUAUCAAAAGAGCUGCUGAAAAACAUUUCGUGGAAACUUUCAGUAACACGAAGUUGGUGGAAGCUGGACAAAUCCUAAACCACAUACCUAGCCUCAUUACUAAUGAUGAUAACAACAUGAUGUCUGCUAUUCCAGAUGAGAUGGAGGAGUUCUUCAUGGGUAUACCUGUUCCCCAGGCUUAUGGGAGUACACUCAUCACCCUCAUACCCAAGAAGGAGAACUGCACUACGUUCUCAGACUUCAGGCCAAUUUCCCUUUCUACAUUCAUGAGUAAAAUUAACACCAGAAUCCUAGCUACCAGAUUACAAAAACUGAUUCCCAAUCUCAUCUCUAUUGAACAAUCGGCUUACCAAAAAGGCAAAGGAGUUGAAGAUCAUGUACUUAUGGCUAGUGAAAUGGUACAUAGUCUGGACAGAAAAUGUGAUGGCGGGAAUGUGAUCAUCAAGCUAGACAUGGCCAAGGCUUUUGACAAAAUUGAAUGGUCUUUUCUCAAAGGUGUGCUCAACAGAUAUGGGUUCUCUCCUAGGGUGCAGAAUCUUUUACUAGCAAACUUGGAGGCCACUUAUAUCUCUAUUCUUAUCAAUGGCAGUCCCACUGGUUACUUCAAGAUGAAAAGAGGAGUCAAGGUAAGAAACCUACUCAGAUUCAAACACAUACUGGAGGACUACACUCAGGGAUCUGGGCAGGAGGUGAACUUCAGCAAGUCAUGUUUCUUUGCAGGUCCCUGCAAAAGAGAUGGAAUCAGUCUACGACAACAUAUUCUAGAGUGGAAUCUCAGGUCUUCUAGCAAGACUAUAAGGGGUAAUCUCAAAAUGGUUAUAGCCGGAAUCAUUGCCUGGCAUCUUUGGAAAACCUAUAAUGCUGCACUCUACAACGAGGAGCAACCCUCAGUGACAAAAGUCCUCCACAAUAUCAAAACCACUAUCCAAAAUUGGUGUUGGAACAACCGAGAUAAGAGGUAGAUGAACAAAGACUCUGAACUUUU
Molecule: messenger RNA, 3318 nt
Organism: Cuscuta campestris
Lineage: Eukaryota; Viridiplantae; Streptophyta; Magnoliopsida; Solanales; Convolvulaceae
Source: the annotation of a GenBank genome assembly